CUUUUGCAUAAUUUAGAUAGAAAUUUGUACUACAAACAGCCGAGACUGACAUAUCUCUCCAGGAAGAAAAAUCUCCAAAAUGGAGAUGGAACGACGGGAAGAUGUAUUCUCAGAAGUAGCCAAAAAAUUCCCAAUGAGAGAAUUCAAGAAAUUUGCCAAAUCUGAGAUCGGUCUUGUCCUUGAUCACAAUGACGUCGUAUCGAUUAUUGCGAGCAACAACUACGAAUCAGACGAAGAACAAAAAAUUCAAAUUCUUUAUCAUUGGGCAGAGAAAAAUGGAACAAGAGCAACAAAUGAAAAGCUAAGACAACUUGUUACCGACUACUUCAAAAUGGAGGAAUCUUAUGUACCUGGCGAAAGACUUGAAGACGUUUUCCAGAAGAUCGUAGAAAGAUUUGCAAAUAUCGAACAGUUCAAACGUUUUGCUCGAUCUAAGCGUGGUCUCUCACUAGAUGGUAGCAAAGUUCGUUCAAUUGACGAAGCUAAUAGCUCGUCAGGAGACAAAUGCAUUGAAAUGUUGCUGGCUUGGAAACUAAAAACUGAUUUUUUUGAAGAGUCAAAUUUAUCGGCAAAAAUAAAAAAAUUGGUUGAUGAUUAUUUUUCUGAAGAAGAAUUUAUGCCAGAAGGUGCUGAAGGUUCGAGUCAAGCAUCUACUAGUCAACAACGACAGAGUCAAGAAUCCAAUGAUGAUACUAGAAAGAAGUCUAGCACAAGAGACAAUGACGAAACAGGUCAAGACGGGCCAAGUCACGGUGAUAGCGAUGAAAAAGAAAUAAAACAAUCUCCCCAAGGCAAAAAGAAUAACGCCCAAAAGAGCGAACAAAAAACAAGCUCUGGAGGUUUAUUCGGCAUUUUCAGAGCACGUCAGCAUGUAUCGAAGUUUCAAAAGACCGUCUGCAAAAGAGCCUGGAAACAAUCAAUUGGACGAGUUACCGAAACAUACAAAGAACAAAAGCUCACGGAACCGACGUUUGAGGUAUAUCCGAAAAUAAAAAGGAUAACUCGUUUUUAUCACGGAGAAAUGGCACCGAAACAAACAGAAUACAGGAAAGAAGCUGGGUUUAGUGCUCUGCAAGAACAUGUCACUGAGGGGGUAGGAGUUUCAUUGCAAGAACUGAUUGAAACUUUCAAUGAUGAAACAGUACGACAUAUUGAACUUGUCGGUCAAGCAGGCAGCGGAAAAACCACCAUGAUGGAUAGAAUGGUCCGCGACGUAAUCAGUUCUAGUGGCUUAACCUCUAAGUGGUAUUCACCAACUGGCCUUUUCAAAAAGUUUUUCAAGAAUCGAUUUAAACUUGUUUAUUUUGUCAAUAUUCGUGACCUUGUUGACUCCGACGCAAUCAGUGCCCAAGACCUCCUGUUUGGCAACGUAAUUACCGACUUGGAUGGCAAUACCAUUGUCGAUGGAUAUCAAUGGGUCAUCGAUAAUCAAGAAGAUGUCAUUUUCUUCUUUGAUGGAUUGGAUCAGGCACCGUGGACUCUUCAAGAAUGCCACCAAAAAAUAAAGCACGGCGAAAAAGCUAGCACAGCCACCGUGAUGUCCAACGUAAUUUCUGGCCAUCUCUUCCCCAGAGUCAAAAUUGUCAUGUCUUCUCGGGAGCAUUGCAUUGCCCCACUAACUGGUAAACUUCGACCUGAUCUAAUUUACGCUUUGACAGGGCUAAGUCCUGAUGAUGCAAAAGAUCUAUUCGUAGCCUUGCUAGGCGAUAUUGGUCAACAACAGUGGGAUAAGACAAGCUCAUCUGCCCCUCUUUUAAUUCCGCUCUUUUCUGUUCCUGUUUUCUUGAUGUUCAACGCCAUCGUCCAGGCAUACGAUCUUGACAACACACCUGAUACCAUGACAGGUGUCAUGCUGCACAUCCUUCAAAUUUUAAUCGAAUCCGAGCAUAUACGCGAGAAGAUAAAAAUAGCAGAAAUCCUUCAUCAACUGCAGAAAAUCGCAUUCACUGGAACGAGUGAAAAACGCGUCGUAUUUGAGAGUAAAGAAUUGAAAGACAAUGGCAUCGACACGGAAACCAUUCGGGACAUUGUUAUCAAAGUUCCAGGCAAUUCGAUGUUUAGACAAAAUUUACUUGACGGGCAAUAUCGUUUCUUCUUUAGUCACCAGACGAUUCAAGAGAUACUCGCUGCUCUUUACGUUUGUGAGAUGAAUUUACCAGAAUUUGAAGAUUUUGUGCAUAACUCUCUUCAUCGUGAUCACUGGUCGGUAGUGCGAAGGUUUGUUUGUGGAAAUCUACUCAACGACACUCUGGCGAAGGAUGAAUUCGGUCAAUUACUUAAAAUUGACCAAAAAAACGAAAAACGGGACAUUUUGAGACGUAGCAUGGACGAGAAACUCAAACAAACACAGGAUUCGUUUUCUUUAAUGGAAAUGUUUGCCUCUCUAUACGAAGCAAAUGAUGCUGAUUUAAUCAAGGAUCACGUCAAAGUUAUCAAUUUCGAAACCACAACCAUCAACCCCAGUGGAAUGCUAGCGAUUGCAUCGGUCAUGCGACGUAGCGAAAAGCUAGAUCUCGUUCGUUUUUCCCGAUGCAAUCUGGAUAGCGAGUCGAUCGGAAUAUUGGGAAAGAAUGUCAAUAAUACUCAGCUGAAGAUUUCAAGUUUCGAAUUCACCCAAACAGAAGUCGAAAUAUCACGCGACGGAAUGAAAGAAUUGAGCUCUCUUCUGCAAUCGUUUGCUGCUGUAUCAGUCAAUAUUCAUUGCUACUGCAGUUAUGACGCUUUGCUGGCAUUUGCAGAUACUUACAAACGCGGAACGAUAAACAACUUCACUUGGAAGCCUUCAAGCAUGAUAAGCGCAGAAGUAUUUAUUGAUAUUUCUGCGUUUGUUGAAUCUCAUGUUGAUAAGUUCGUAACAAACAAUCAAAAAUCAUUUGAUGAGGAUGAUAUCGGAAUCCUCAGUAGGAGCAAAGGAUCAAAAAAGCUGAAGAAACUUAACGUCGAGAGAAACAGAUCUUUGGGAGUGCAAGGUGUUUCUCAGCUCGCAUCUGUCGUUUUACAAUGUGAAGUGGAAGAUGUUAUUAUGAACAGGUGCGAACUGACAGCUGAAGCAAUGGAAAGAUUCAAAAACAAUACUCGUGGUGCCAAGUUGAAGAAACUUGAUGUCAGGGGAAACAGAGAAUUGGGAGUGAAAGGUGUUUCUCAGGUCGCAUCUGUCGUUUUACAAUGUGAAGUCGAAGAUGUUAACAUGAUCUUGUGCGGACUGACAGCUGAAGCAAUAAAUGGGUUCAAAAACAAUACUCGUGGUGCCAAGUUGAAGAAACUUGACGUCGGGGAAAACAGAAAAUUCGGAGUGCAAGGUGUUUCUCAGCUCGCAUCUGUCGUUUUACAAUGUGAAGUGGAAGAUGUUAACAUGAGCUGGUGCGAACUGACAGCUGAAGCAAUGGAAGGAUUCAAAAACAAUACUCGUGGUGCCAAGUUGAAGAAACUUGACGUCUGGGGAAACAGAUCCUUGGGAGUGGAAGGUGUUUCUCAGGCCGCAUCUGUCGUUUUACAAUGUGAAUUGGAAGAUGUUAACAUGGGAUAUUGCAAACUGACAGCUGAAGCAAUGGAAGGAUUCAAAAACAAUACUCGUGGUGCCAAGUUGAAGAAACUUGACGUCUGGGGAAACGAAUCCUUGGGAGUGGAAGGUGUUUCUCAUCUCGCAUCUGUCGUUUUACAAUGUGAAGUCGAAGAUGUCAACAUGAGCGACUGCGGACUGACAGCUGAAGCAAUGGAAGGAUUCAAAAACAAUACUCGUGGUGCCAAGUUGAAGAAACUUGACGUCGAGGGAAACAGUACUUUAGGAGUGCAAGGUGUUUCUCAGCUCGCAUCUGUCGUUUUACAAUGUGAAGUGGAAGAUGUUAACAUGGGAUAUUGCGGACUAACAGCUGAAGCAAUGGAAGUAUUUAAAAACAAUACUCGUGGUGCCAAGAUCAAUAGACUGAGUCUAUCCGACACGUGUUUUAUUACUUGGAAAAACGAAGAAAUAUCAACAAUAACUGAAAUCGUUCGUCAAUGUCAGGUUAAAACGUUGGUGGUGGAUACUGAUAAUUUCAAAGAUAGUAUGUUGGAAAGGUUCAAGAAAGUGAUUGCAGAAGCCGGUGCCGAUCUCGAAUUGGAAUAA
Styela clava is the source of this 4105-nucleotide messenger RNA. The record is from RefSeq and is a predicted model, not a curated record. Lineage: Eukaryota; Metazoa; Chordata; Ascidiacea; Stolidobranchia; Styelidae.